This is a messenger RNA of Medicago truncatula (barrel medic), 1003 nucleotides long. Its product is annotated as ATP synthase protein MI25. The coding region runs from base 402 to 992 and encodes 196 amino acids. Gene Ontology annotation, biological process: proton motive force-driven ATP synthesis. The record is from RefSeq and is a predicted model, not a curated record. Lineage: Eukaryota; Viridiplantae; Streptophyta; Magnoliopsida; Fabales; Fabaceae. Gene Ontology annotation, molecular function: proton transmembrane transporter activity. The transcript has a single exon.
UCAAUGCCAAUUGAAUCAAUGUUAUUAGCUGUGAAUUCGAACUUUUUGGUAUUUUCCGUUUCUUCGGAUGAUAUGAUGGGUCAAUCAUUUGCUUCAUUGGUUUCAACGGUGGCAGCUGCAGAAUCAGCUAUUGGGUUAGCCAUUUUCGUUAUAACUUUCCGAGUCCGAGGGACUAUUGCUGUAGAAUUUAUUAAUAGCAUUCAAGGUUAAACAUGACUCCUAGAGAAUUACCAAAAUACGAAGUUAUCUUUUCUCCUUUCGUUCUCUUCUUUUGUUUUUAUUUUUACUUGGUUGGCAGGGUCGGGGCCUUUCUCGCUGGGCGAGCGCAUCCGAUUGAUUCUAAAGUCCUUUCCUAAACCACUUCCCGUUUAGUUGCUGAAAGAUAGAUAGAACCUUUCUAAAUGAGAUUGAGUUCCACGAAUAUGCAAGCUAGAAAGAUGCUAUUUGCUGCUAUUCCAUCUAUUUGUGCAUUAAGUUCGAAUAAGAUAUCAAUCUAUAAUGAAGAAAUGAUAGUAGCUCGUUGUUUUAUAGGCUUCAUCAUAUUCAGUCGGAAGAGUUUAGGUAAUACUUUCAAAGUCACUCUCGACGGGAGAAUCCAGGCUAUUCAGGAAGAAUCGCAGCAAUUCCCCAAUCCUAACGAAGUAGUUCCUCCGGAAUCUAAUGAACAACAACGAUUACUUAGGAUCAGUUUGCGAAUUUGUGGCACCGUAGUAGAAUCAUUACCAAUGGCACGCUGUGCGCCUAAGUGCGAAAAGACAGUGCAAGCUUUGUUAUGCCGAAACCUAAAUGUUAAGUCAGCAACACUUCCAAAUGCCACUUCUUCCCGUCGCAUCCGUCUUCAGGACUACGAUCUAGGCACAAAGUUUCACUUAUUAGUUAGGAGGAGAUUUAUCCCCCAGUGUAUCUCGAAAGCAGAAAAAAUAGAACUCAUUCGAGAGAGCUUGGUGGUCUUAAGAAUGGUUCGGGUGGGGGGUUCUCUUAAGAAUAAAUAAGACGCUAAUAG